Oppiella nova is the source of this 2130-nucleotide messenger RNA. The record is from the annotation of a GenBank genome assembly. NCBI's taxonomy places the organism in Eukaryota, Metazoa, Arthropoda, Arachnida, Sarcoptiformes, Oppiidae.
GGUUUGAUCCCAUUUUGAGCACAAAUUGGCGACAAAUUGAGUGUUUGUGAGACCAUUGAGUCUAUGGAAGGCGUGGCCUAAAGAACCGCCACUUCAUCGGGACUUAAGAUGAAAGCGUGACUAAUAUGGCCGACAAUGCCGUCAAUUCUUUGCGAAAUAUGAUAAUGUCUUUCCGUGUGGCGGAACUCCAGAUGUUAUUGGGUUUCGCCGGCAAACAGAAGUGUGGAAAGAAGAACGAACUCCAGGCACAGGCACUGGAACUGCUGAAGGGCAGGGCACUGACCACUUCCGUGCAGAAUAAGAUCAAAGAACUCCAUCGCCAGAGGUAUAAUAAUCUGAGUUAUCUCUCCAACACUGUGGGCAACAGUUCCGACAGUUGUGACAGCGAUAUGGCCGCCAAUUAUGUCCAUCAAGUGACCACGAGGUCGGCCACCAAUCAGUCCCAUCACGGCUUGCAUUCAAUGUCUUCGCAGCCGUCGAGCGGACAUCUGCUCAACGCCUCGAAUGGCAGUCAUAUGAGUCAUAAACAGCGGACCGAUUACUACCAGUCGAUGCCUCGCGGAUUAGGUCUCGAAUACCCGCCCAAACCCUACCAAUCCAUGCAGUCAUCCAUGCAGUCAUCGAUGCCUCCCAUGCAAUACCCCGUAUAUCCGGACGUUGUCUUCAAAUCGUUGCCUUUUUAUGACAUUUUAGGCGAUCUCUUGAAGCCCUCGAGUUUGAUGCCAACAGUGCCCGGGUCACGGUUCCAGGAAAGUAUGUUCACAUUCCACUUGACGCCACAACAGGCCAACGACGUGGCCAUGUCUCGGGAGGUGACCCCCGGACCCAAAGUGGACUACACGGUGCAGUUGCAGCUGAGGUUCUGUCUGAACGAAACGACGUGCGAACAGGAGGACAACUUCCCGCCCAGUAUUUGCGUCAAAAUAUCCAUCUCAUGGGCGGCCGAUUACAACCGUCCCUAUGCUAUCGGCGUGUUUUUGGUCCGCAAACUCACGUCACAGACACUCCUCCAGAGAAUCAAACAGAAAGGGGUUCGCAAUUCAGAUCACACCAGAGCUAUGAUCAAAGAGAAGCUGUCACACGAUCCCGACUCUGAGAUCGCAACCAUGAGCUUAAGGGGUUCACUACUCUGUCCGUUGGGCAAAAUGCGAAUUCAGAUCCCUUGCCGUGCAAUCACCUGCGCUCACGUCCAGUGUUUCGAUGCGUUACUGUAUUUACAAAUGAAUGAGAAGAAGCCGACGUGGGUCUGUCCCGUCUGCGAUAAACCGGCCGUUUUCGCCAAUCUGGCCAUCGAUGGGCUGUUCAAUGAGAUUAUAAAGGACGCGCCCACUUCUUGCAAUGAAGUCCAGUUCCAUGAGGACGGCUCCUGGACUCCAGUCGUCGCUAAGAAGGAGAAUAGUUGUGAGACAUUGGGCUCCGGCUCGAGACGGACCAAGAAUAAGAGGGAGACCUGUGAGUACUCAUUGAUUGCACCUGAAAGAGCGCCUCCGAAGAAGCCUAAGAUCGACGUAAUAACCAUCGAAUCGAGUGAUGAGGAGGACGACGACACAAUCAAAUGCUCGUCAAACCCGCCGCCAUCUACGCCAGUGCUGUCGUCCGGAUCUGGUUCUGAAUCAGACACUCCUAAUCACAUGCAAUCACUUCCAUCGCCCGACUCUUCGAGUUCCGCUUCGAGCAAUAUUCAGCCGAUUGCCUCCAACUCCGGGAACUCACUCAUCACUUCAUACUUCUCAACAGUCAAUACGCCGACCACACAGUCGGUCAGUUCCGGCGCUAACAACAGAUCGACACUCCCCUCCUCUUUAAGCGUGUCAUCCAUGGCUAGUAGUGGCCGCUCGUCCACCGCCAGCGCCUAUACAAGUGUUCCACUCCUUAACCAAUACUACUCUUCAUUCCCUGAUUUUCUCAAUUCGGGAAACAAUUCUCUGUUCAACUAUUCAAACGUCGACAUGUCCUCUGCUUUUGACCAUCUCUUUCGACAGGACAGAGAGGUCCCCAACUACUCUAGAGGAAGGCCCGCUGAUUCAGAUCCCGACAUCAUUUCAAUUGAUUGAUUCUCAUUGCCAUUCAUAGCUCACGUAAAUUCAUUCAUUUAUUGUUUGUAAAGUCAUCAUUGAUUUUGAUUGUGAC